ACCGGGUUGAGUAAUCUCGGUUGAUCAAGCGCGACAGCAAAAGCUCCCGAGAGCUUUCCCGUUCAAUGCAAGUGAUGCGAUAAGUGAAAAGUUAGUAAGUGUUUCUGCCUGAAAAAGGAAUUCUGCUCAGUGAGAAACGCAGGGUUGGAUCCUGUUUUGGAUUUUGUAAAUGAAAAGGACUGUUUAACGAGAUUUUCAGUGUGUUUACACCGCAAUUAGGAAACGACAUAUAUUUACAAUGAAAGUGGCAUAUAAAGUGAAAAGCAUCGUUUGCUUCCUGUUCGUCCUAGCCGUCACCCAAAGGAUACAUGCGCAAAGGGAUUAUUGCGACAAAUCUUUGUGCAAAAACAACUUACCUCACGUCGCCUGCGGUAAGAGUGACAACUACGGUCCCUUCUGUCCGGUCAAUCGGGAGCUUGUAGUUCUGACGGAAGACGUCAAAAAGUACAUCCUAGAUUUACACAACCAGUUUCGGAGCACCGUUGCACGGGGUGAUGCUCCCGGAUAUGCGCCUGCCUCCCGAAUGCCCACGUUGGAAUGGGACGAGGAGCUGCAGAAGCUCGCCGAGUACAACGUAAAGACCUGUAUUUAUGGUCACGACUACUGCCGUAAUACGCCCGAGUAUCCGCUGGUCGGACAAAACAUUGCGGCCAACUCCUUCUACGGAAUGGAGGUGACUCCGUUGGAUACCAUGACGGAAUUGCUGUAUAGUUGGUACGGCGAAUAUGAAAAUGGCAACAUGGGAUACAUCGAUUCCUAUCCACUGCAGGGACAAGAUCCACCCAAGGACAUUGGCCACUUCACGCAGAUCAUGAUGGACAAAGCAGUAUCGAUAGGAUGUGCGAUGAUUCAGUACACCCAAAAUGAACAAGGCCACGACUGGGUUCAUCAGAACUACGUGUGCAACUAUUCUAACUCGAUAGCGCGCGGUCAUCCGGUAUACAUCAAAGGAGAAACCUGUUCCAAAUGCCAAACCGGCUGCAGUCAGGUAUAUCCAGGCCUGUGUAAUAUCGGCGAGGUUGUUGAACCGACGAAAACGUAGACGAAUGUCGCUGACUACGAAUUGAGCGCAAAGCAGACUUUCAUCAGAUACAAGUGUGUGGAAUGACAUCACUAUAGCUUAUCUCAUUCAAGUGUAUGCCCCAAGGACAAUGAUAUAAAUUAUUUCAUAGAAACCGACCAACGUAAAAA
Messenger RNA from Topomyia yanbarensis, 1191 nucleotides. RefSeq names its product antigen 5 like allergen Cul n 1-like. Lineage: Eukaryota; Metazoa; Arthropoda; Insecta; Diptera; Culicidae. The record is from RefSeq and is a predicted model, not a curated record. Bases 239 to 1042 code for a protein of 267 amino acids. The transcript has 5 exons.